Molecule: messenger RNA, 6495 nt
Organism: Poeciliopsis prolifica (blackstripe livebearer)
Lineage: Eukaryota; Metazoa; Chordata; Actinopteri; Cyprinodontiformes; Poeciliidae
Product: myosin-7-like
Exons: 39
Coding region: 92-5911 (1939 amino acids)
Cellular component (GO): myosin complex
Molecular function (GO): cytoskeletal motor activity; actin filament binding; ATP binding
Source: RefSeq, a predicted model, not a curated record
UCCUCUUCACCUGCCCUCUGUGUUUCAGUCACUUUCAGCCGAAAGCCUUGAUCUCAUCUUUCAUCUGAGCUGAGCCCACAGUACUGCAGCCAUGGGGGAUGCAGAGAUGUCUGUGUAUGGUGCGGCAGCCCAGUACCUGAGGAAGUCGGAGAAGGAGCGAAUGGAGGCCUCCACGCGUCCGUUCGACAUCAAGAAGGAAUGCUUCGUCCCGGAUCCGGUGGAGGAGUUCGUGAAGGCGACCGUCGUCAGCCGGGAGGGAGAUAAGGUCACUGUGGACACACAGAAUGGGAAGACUGUUACUGUCAAAGAGGCAGACGUUCUGCAACAGAACCCUCCCAAGUUUGACAAGAUCGAGGACAUGGCCAUGCUGACCUUCCUCCAUGAGCCAGCGGUGCUGUUUAACCUCAAAGAGCGCUACGCAGCGUGGAUGAUCUAUACCUACUCUGGGCUGUUCUGUGUGACUGUCAACCCCUACAAGUGGCUGCCAGUCUACAACCAAGAGGUGGUUGUUGCCUACAGGGGCAAGAAGAGGAGUGAAGCUCCUCCUCACAUCUUCUCCAUCUCUGACAAUGCCUACCAGUACAUGCUGACAGACCGUGAAAACCAGUCAAUUCUGAUCACAGGAGAAUCUGGUGCAGGAAAGACUGUGAACACCAAGAGAGUCAUCCAGUACUUUGCAAGUAUUGCAGCUGGAGGUGUUAAGAAAGACCCCAACGCAAAAGACAAGGGCACCCUGGAGGAUCAAAUCAUUCAGGCUAAUCCUGCUCUGGAGGCCUUUGGAAAUGCUAAGACCAUCAGGAAUGACAACUCCUCCAGAUUUGGUAAAUUUAUCCGAAUUCACUUUGAUACCAGAGGAAAAUUAGCUUCUGCUGAUAUCGAGACAUACCUGCUAGAGAAAUCUCGCGUGACCUUCCAACUCAAGGCUGAGCGAGAUUAUCACAUUUUCUACCAGAUUCUCUCCAACAAGAAACCCGAAAUCCUGGAGAUGCUGCUGAUCACAAACAAUCCGUACGAUUAUGCAUUCAUCUCUCAGGGGGAAACUCAAGUGGCCUCCAUAGAUGACGCAGAGGAACUGAUGGCAACUGACAGUGCCUUUGAUGUGUUGGGCUUUACUCAAGAAGAAAAAAACUCUGUGUACAAGCUCACCGGCGCCAUCAUGCAUUAUGGCAACAUGAGGUUUAAGCAGAGGCCUCGUGAGGAGCAAGCAGAGGCCGACGGCACCGAGGAUGCUGACAAAGUUGCAUAUCUGAUGGGCCUGAACUCUGCUGACCUCAUCAAAGGUCUCUGUCACCCAAGGGUCAAAGUGGGGAAUGAGUGGGUCACCAAGGGACAAAAUGUUGCCCAGGUGUACUAUGCUAUUGGAGCUUUGUCCAAAGCUGUUUAUGAGAAGAUGUUCCUCUGGAUGGUCAUGAGAAUCAACCAGUCACUGGAGACAAAGCAGCCUCGCCAGUAUUUCAUUGGAGUGCUGGACAUUGCUGGGUUUGAGAUCUUUGAUUUCAACACCUUUGAGCAGCUGUGCAUCAACUUCACCAAUGAAAAACUGCAACAGUUUUUCAACCACCACAUGUUUGUGCUGGAGCAGGAAGAAUACAAGAAAGAGGGGAUUGAAUGGACUUUCAUUGACUUUGGCAUGGAUCUGCAGGCCUGUAUUGAUCUGAUUGAAAAGCCCAUGGGUAUCAUGUCCAUCCUGGAAGAGGAGUGCAUGUUUCCCAAAGCCUCUGAUGCUACAUUUAAAGCUAAGCUUUAUGACAAUCAUCUCGGAAAAUCAAACAACUUCCAGAAACCCAGGAUUGUCAAAGGCAAACCAGAGGCCCAUUUUGCCCUGGUCCACUAUGCUGGAACUGUUGAUUAUAACAUCAACAACUGGCUGGUGAAGAACAAGGAUCCUCUGAAUGAGACCGUUGUUGGUCUUUACCAGAAGUCAACACUCAAACUGCUUUCUACUCUCUUUGCAAAUUAUGCAGGAGCUGAUUCAGCAAUAUCUGAAGGCAGUGAGGGUAAAAAAGAAAAGAAGAAGAAAGGAUCAUCAUUUCAGACUGUGUCCGCUCUCCAUAGGGAGAACUUGAAUAAGUUGAUGACCAACCUGAGGUCUACCCACCCCCACUUUGUGCGCUGCAUCAUCCCCAACGAGACCAAGACUCCUGGGGCCAUGGAGAAUCCUCUGGUGAUGCACCAGCUGCGCUGUAACGGCGUGCUGGAAGGCAUCAGGAUCUGUAGGAAAGGCUUCCCUAACAGGAUCCUCUAUGGAGACUUCAAGCAGAGAUAUCGUAUCUUAAAUCCUGCUGCCAUUCCUGAGGGACAGUUCAUUGACAGUAGAAAGGGAGCCGAAAAACUUCUUGGAUCUCUUGAUAUCGAUCACAACCAGUACAAGUUUGGGCACACUAAGGUGUUCUUCAAGGCUGGACUGCUGGGUCUACUCGAGGAGAUGAGAGAUGAGCGCCUUUCCAAAAUCAUUACUGCAAUUCAAGCCAGGUCUCGUGGUCUUUUGUCUCGCAUAGAGUAUCAGAGGAUGGUGGAGCGCAGAGAUGCCCUAUUGGUAAUCCAGUGGAACAUCCGCGCCUUCAUGGGGGUCAAGAAUUGGCCCUGGAUGAAGUUGUUCUUCAAGAUCAAACCUCUGUUGAAAUCAGCUGAAGCAGAAAAGGAGAUGGCCAACAUGAAGGAAGAAUUCCUGAAACUGAAGGAGGCCUAUGCAAAAUCUGAAGCUCGCAGAAAAGAGCUGGAGGAGAAAAUGGUCUCCCUUCUCCAAGAGAAGAAUGACCUGCAGCUCCAAGUCCAAACUGAACAAGAUAAUCUCUGCGAUGCAGAGGAGCGAUGUGAGGGCCUGAUCAAAAAUAAAAUCCAACUGGAAGCAAAAAUCAAGGAGUUGACAGAAAGACUGGAGGAUGAGGAGGAGAUGAAUGCUGAACUGACUGCAAAGAAGAGAAAGCUGGAGGAUGAAUGCUCUGAGUUAAAGAAAGACAUUGACGACUUAGAGCUAACUCUGGCAAAGGUGGAGAAAGAGAAACACGCUACAGAAAACAAGGUCAAGAACCUCACAGAGGAGAUGGCUGCUUUGGACGAAAUCAUCGCCAAGCUCACAAAGGAGAAAAAAGCUUUACAAGAAGCUCAUCAACAAACCCUGGAUGACCUGCAGAGUGAAGAAGACAAAGUCAACACUCUGACCAAGGCCAAGACGAAGCUGGAGCAGCAAGUGGACGACCUUGAAGGAUCUCUUGAGCAAGAAAAGAAGAUUAGGAUGGAUCUUGAGAGGGCAAAGAGGAAGCUGGAGGGUGACUUGAAGUUGAGCCAGGAGUCCAUAAUGGAUCUUGAAAAUGAUAAGCAACAGCUGGAGGAGCGCCUGAAAAAGAAAGACUUUGAAAUCAGUCAGCUGAACAGCAAACUGGAAGAUGAGCUGGCUAUAAUCAGCCAACUUCAGAAGAAGUUAAAAGAGCUGCAGGCCCGUGUGGAGGAACUGGAGGAAGAGCUUGAAGCAGAACGAGCUGCUCGAGCCAAGGUGGAGAAGCAGAGAGCAGACUUGGCAAGAGAGUUAGAGGAGAUCAGUGAGAGACUGGAGGAGGCUGGAGGAGCCACAGCGGCCCAGAUAGAGAUGAACAAGAAGAGGGAGGCCGAGUUUCAGAAACUCCGCAGAGACCUCGAAGAGGCCACCCUGCACCAUGAAGCCACCACUGCCACACUCAGGAAGAAACAAGCCGACACUGUUGCUGACCUGGGAGAGCAGAUCGACAACCUGCAGAGAGUCAAGCAGAAGCUGGAGAAGGAGAAGAGUGAGCUUAAACUGGAGCUGGAUGAUGUUGUGUCCAGUAUGGAGCAGAUUGUCAAGUCCAAGACUAUCCUGGAGAAAACUUGCAGAACUUUAGAGGAUCAAACGAAUGAAUACAGAACAAAAUGUGAUGAAUACCAAAGAUCUCUCAAUGACUUCACCACCCAGAAAGCCAAACUUCAAGCUGAAAAUGAUGAGCUUUCAAGACAAAUGGAGGAGAAAGAGUCACUUAUUUCUCAGCUCACCAGAGGAAAAAAUUCCUACAAUCAACAGCUUGAAGACCUAAAACGACAACUGGAAGAAGAGAUAAAGGCCAAGAAUGCACUAGCCCAUGCGGUGCAGUCUGCUCGUCAUGACUGUGACCUCCUCAGGGAGCAGUACGAGGAGGAGCAGGAAGCCAAGGCUGAACUUCAGCGCAGCAUGUCCAAGGCCAACUCUGAGGUGGCUCAGUGGAGAACCAAGUACGAAACUGAUGCCAUCCAGAGAACUGAAGAACUGGAGGAAGCUAAAAAGAAGCUGGCUCAGCGUCUGCAGGAGGCUGAGGAGGCUGUUGAAGCAGUGAAUGCUAAAUGCUCCUCUCUGGAGAAGACCAAACACAGGCUGCAGAAUGAGAUUGAAGAUCUCAUGGUGGAUGUGGAGAGGUCUAAUGCUGUUGCUGCUACACUGGACAAGAAGCAAAGAAAUUUUGACAAAGUCUUGUCAGAGUGGAAGCAGAAAUAUGAAGAAUCUCAGUGUGAGUUGGAGAGUUCUCAGAAAGAAGCCAGAUCAUUGAGCACUGAACUCUUCAAACUUAAAAACUCUUAUGAAGAGUCUCUUGAACAUCUGGAGACCAUGAAGAGGGAGAACAAGAACCUACAAGAGGAAAUUUCUGACCUCACUGAGCAACUUGGUGAAGGUGGGAAAACCGUUCAUGAGCUGGAAAAAGCUCGAAAGCAGCUGGAGCAGGAAAAAGGGGAGAUUCAGUCUGCGCUGGAGGAAGCAGAGGGUUCCCUUGAACACGAGGAAGGCAAGAUACUGAGAGUUCAGCUUGAGUUUAACCAGAUUAAGAGUGAAAUGGAGCGUAAACUGGCUGAGAAAGAUGAGGAAAUGGAGCAGUGCAAGAGGAACCUGCAGAGGACAAUCGACACCCUGCAGAGUUCUCUUGAGGCCGAGUGCCGCAGCAGGAAUGAAGCCCUUCGUCUGAAAAAGAAGAUGGAGGGAGACCUCAACGAGAUGGAGAUCCAGCUUAGCCAAGCCAACAGGCAGGCGGCUGAGGCCCAGAAACAACUCAAGUUGGUUCAUGCACAUCUGAAGGAUUGCCAAAUUCAGCUGGAUGAGUCGGUUCGGGCCAACGAUGAUUUUAAAGAGAACAUGGCCAUUGUUGAAAGACGCAACAACCUGCUUCAGGCAGAGCUGGAGGAACUGAGGGGCGCUUUAGAGCAAACCGAACGAAGCCGCAAACUUGCUGAGCAAGAGCUGCUGGAUGUUAGUGAGCGGGUGCAGCUACUGCACUCACAGAACACCAGCCUGAUAAACCAGAAGAAGAAGCUGGAGGGUGACACAGUCCAGCUUCAAUCUGAAGUGGAGGAUGCACUGCAGGAAUGCAGAAAUGCUGAAGAGAAGGCCAAGAAGGCCAUCACUGAUGCUGCCAUGAUGGCAGAGGAGCUGAAGAAAGAGCAGGACACCAGCGCUCACCUGGAGCGCAUGAAGAAGAACAUGGAGCAGACCAUCAAAGAUCUGCAGCACCGUCUGGAUGAAGCUGAACAGAUCGCCAUGAAGGGAGGCAAGAAGCAGAUCCAGAAGCUCGAGUCAAGGGUGCGGGAGCUAGAAAACGAAGUAGAAAUGGAGCAGAAGAAAAGCAGCGAAGCUGUGAAAGGAGUCCGUAAAUAUGAGCGCCGCAUCAAGGAGCUGACCUAUCAGACUGAGGAAGAUCGAAAAAAUAUCGCCCGACUGCAAGACCUGGUGGACAAACUGCAGCUGAAAGUCAAAGCUUACAAAAGAUCUGCGGAGGAGGCUGAGGAACAGGCUAACGUUCAUCUUUCCAAGUUCCGAAAGCUGCAGCAUGAGCUGGACGAGGCUGAAGAGAGAGCUGACAUCGCCGAGUCUCAAGUCAACAAGUUGCGGGUCAAGAGCCGUGACUCUGGCCCCAAGAAAGGGUUUGAUGAGGAGUGAAUCGUUGGAGUCUGUGGAAAUAUUUCUGCCUGCCGUGUAUUAUAGAUCCCCUUCACUGUCACUGUUCACAUCCUGUAGUCCAAAUAAAACCACAUUAAGAAGUGCAGUCCACACAUUCUUGUGUUUUUUAAUCUUAUCCUGAACAAUGUGUUGAAGGGAAAUGAGAAAGCACUUUUCAAAUUUUUAAUUAGACAUAAGAAAUUGAUAUGUGGGAUGGCAAACAAAGCUCUCAGUAUGAAGCUGCUUAAUAUAGACUAGGAUAAUUAGUUUUUCUUUUACACAAUUAUAAGUUGGAAUAGAACAGAAAUAGCCUUGGUUGUCCAUAGUCUAGAAAUUCCUCAAAUAUGUAGUCUAUUUUGAAGUAUAAAUAUAAAAAUUAUCACUCACAGCACGAUGACAUCACUACCAUACUUGACGUUUUUGGAUUAAUAAUAAAAGCCAGGUCCCUCCUCCAAAACCAACAUAUUUAAAUUGAUAUUAAUAUUUGUUUGGGUGUCUGCAUAUAUUUGAGCUUCUGUUGUUGAUUUUCUCUGUGUUCAGUUGUGUCCUAAAAUGCCCAAAUUUAAUAAAAACGUUCAUGUACA